AUGGAAGCGGUUCUCUAUAAGAGACCGAUAGCAAUCAGCGUUCAUACGCUGACAACCUUGACAGCAAACUUCAAGGUAUACGCGGAACCAAUUGCGUUCUCGCAAGACGAACAAUCCCAACUCGAUGAAGCCCAAGCGGCCAUCGACCUCAUAAGUGGGGGGAUUAACCAACUAAACAAAGCCAAAGAGGAUCUAAAAAGCCUCCUAAACCAAUUCAAAGAGUACUAUAGCACGAGCACAAAAGACGAAAAGAAAAACUUGAACAACGCUAUCGAGGAGAUAGAAAGGGAGACCAAUUUCAAUGAGGUCUUAGGAAAAGCAACAGAGAUGGUCUUCAUGCUGGAGUCACGCAUGACUGAGGCCAAAAGCGCAAAAAACAGACUGAUGCGAAAAAUUUCACUGGAUAACCGUCCAGAUAUGUUCAAAAGCAUGGAAGCAGAUGAGAUACAAAGAAAAAAUUCUCAAGAACAAGUGAUUGAUGACACCCCAAUGAUUACCAGUCAGGGGUCAGAAUGGCUAUCAGAAGAUAGCAGCGCCAGCGCAACAGUCACCCGCAUAGAAGCCGUAAUCAAUACAAGACCGUUGGCAAAAUUACCUUCAACGGACAUCUCGGAUAUACCACUCCGGCCCGUCGACUUUCUACAGGGAAACCUGGCGUACAGCAUACCGAAUGUCGGCUUGUCCACGGAACGCGACAACUCGUAUGAUCCUGACCUAAUUCAAACUGCGCUACAAGCAAGACAAGCUUUGGAAUAUUCAGAGACCGUAGCCAACAAAUUCUGGGAAAGGUGGAAUACCGAGUACCUGACAAUGCUUCGUGAAAUUCAGCAAUCCGAACUUCGUCAAUCCAGACAUACCGCCCUAAGAGACCCCAUCGUCGGUGAGAUAGUCUUAAUACAACAAGAUUUCAUACCACGAGGCAAUUGGUCUUACGGCAAAAUCAUUGAACUUCUGCGAAGCCAGGACGGUCAGGUUCGAUCCGUCAAGUUACAGCUACCGAAUAGGCACAUUCUACAUCGUCCACUAACGAAAAUCUAUCCGUUAGAGCUUAGAAGCACACCAAUCAACGACAAUCCCAUCGAAGAAAUACAAGAUAAUGCUCCAGAAACAGCGACGAGACCUUUACGGCAAGCUAGAGUAAGAGCUCUACAAGCAAUUCAAGAGUUUGAAGAAAGUUUAGAGGAGCCUAACACACCACGCGCUUCCCAAUACAUCAGUUUAGGAACAUAUCCACUCUUACUCACACUUUUCCUAACCAUCAUAAGCGCGGCAAAUGCAACGCAAAGCGCACUGCAUUGCCUUAAUGGUACAGUGAAUAUAACCUCACCGAAAGAGCAGUUCGAGCUUUGCAUAGCCGAAAGGUGCAAAACUUAUGCAAAAAACAGCUCUGACCUAUCACUUCGUUUACCGCACACGUCACAAGCAAAUAACAUUAGCAUAUCCAUGAAAUUCAAAUCAUCCACGAACAUGGUUCAUAUAGCUAGAACAUGCAAAAUGCCUUCCAUAUGUGACCAUCCGCAUUUAAUUCUAUCAAAAAAGCUUCUUGCUAACCCACACUGUUGGCCUACAGGUGCAAUCAUCUCAAUAGCAGCACUAAUCUACCUCGUGCUUACAAUUCCACUCAUCCUAUACCUUUGUUGCGCAAAACGCAAAAAGGAACAAGUUCGUUACAGGCCACACAACAGACUUUCACUUAGAACUUUCGCACCAGCACCCAUACAUAACACAAACAUCAUUGCCUUGAGCUUAAUCGCCCUCACCACGCUGGCUAGCGCCUGCCAACACGGGCAUAUGAGGCACAACGUAGACCUUGAGUGCGGCAGGGACAACCAGUGCACCUAUGAACUCAAUAGAGAGGUGCUCUUCAACAAAAUUCAAGUGAAUCUGUGCGUUCAGAUACGCCACGCAAACAAAACUAUAGGAACACUACAUAUCAAAAAUAACCCAAUAACAAUGGAAUGCUCGAAGCGCACACUGUUUUUCACCAGAGAUAGCAAACCACGUGUUUAUAGCGCGGUCAGAUGUCAUCAAGCAGGGUCUUGCACAGAGCAAAUAUGCGCGAACCUCAAAGCUAAUGGAACGGUACAGGAGCUUGAGCGUCAACACGCCGAAGAAUAUCCAGGGUACUCAGGAUGUGAAAGAGCCUGUGGUGGAUUAGCUUGUGGAUGUUUUUUCCCGAUACCGGCCUGCUCAUUUUACAGAGUCGCACACGUGCCACGCAACGAGGACGUAUACGAAGUCUUAGAUUGCUUAGAAUGGAAACCCAGCGUCAACCUUUCCUUGCAACUUACGCUUUUCAAUAGGGUAGCAUCCAAGCAGAUGAUAUUGCUACCCUAUGUAACACAAAAGUUCGAAGAAAUCGAGUUCACAGCCAUAUCAGUGCACAAACCGGCACUCCCCGUACUUCACAGGCGCUUCGCUAUCUCUAACAAUACCGCACUAGCAAUUCCAGAAGGCUAUAAACUACCGGUCGAAUGUUCAUCCGCAGCUAAUGCAUUGUCAGACUUCAGAUCCUGUGCAAAUCGCAUGAUAUGUGCAUGCAGAGGAACAAACCCACCAACCCGAUGCGAUUGCCCAAAUGAAAACAUACAGGAUAUCAAAGCAGAUGCAUCAAACAAGCUGCCUACAAUAACACCAUUCUCACAAACAUUCGUCUACGAUAACAGCAUCGUGACACGUACACAGGAGGCUGAGGUCACAAUAAAAAUCGAGUCGAAACUGCUCUUAGACUCGGGGCAUUACACGUUAGAUCAGGAAUGCCAAGUCUCAGUCACUAAUGUGACAGGAUGCUACGACUGCCAAGAAGGCGCAACCAUAUCCAUAUCAUGUCUAACCGAAAUCGACGCUUGGCUGACCAUAAGAUGCGGUGCGCACACUUUUCCCGUCGAAUGCGGUGCAAAAACUACGCAGUCAAAAGUUGUAUUGGAUUAUGAUCGCGCUAUCGUAGAGGAGAGAUGCACAGCAACAUGUAAGGGAAAACAAAUCGAAUUUGAUCUAGCCGGACACCUGGAAUACAUGCCCAAACACCUAGAAGCGCCGUCGUUUGAGACUGAUGGAGACUUCACAUGGCAUCAGAAACUGGACUGGUUCAGCGAUAUCAAAAUACCAGACCUUAAGCCACUUAUGAAAUUGGUAGCGCAACACUGGAAACUAACUCUGGCAGCGGCUCCCGUCCCAACAAGAAACACAUCCAUACCAACUAAACAUCACUAUGCUGGACGAAGUCGACGUGGUGACGCACAUCGAGCCGCUCGCAAACGCUGUCAGGACCAUGGAGCAGAAGAUGGACUUCCUGCUACAGUCAUUCGAGCAACGCCUGGAAGCCACGGUCCAGAGACUGGAGAUCCGUCUAAGGUCAUACGAUCAGGCGCUCGACACGCUUCUGGACCGGUCAAAACCGCGCUCCAACUGCGCAUUCUGCCCCUACGAGGACAACCGCGACGCUCACCCCACGGGAAGAUGCCCAAGAUACCCCGACGCAGUGGCAAGAGCGGUGCAGGCCAACGUUUUGGGCCUUUGCAACAAGUGCCUACAACCACGCCAUGGCCAGGACUGUGGAGUGAAGUGCUCCAUUUGCACCGCGGACCACAACAUGCUCCUGUGCCCGUCGCGUGGCACAUCCAACGCGUUCAAGCGCAGAAAGAAUUGAAGUUUUGACUCCUGCCCCUCCCCUCACCACCGUCGUCGCCAUCGCUGCUCCGCUAUCGCAAUCAACUCCACCACACACCAUCGUCGUCGUCAUCGCUGCCCCUCUCCGCUCCCAACUCCUCCGCUCGUCGUCGUCUUCCCUCCGCAACGCAUCGUCCAGCCGCCCACGUCAAGUGAUCAUUUCUCUCAUCGUUUUCUUUUUUGUUGUUAAUUUUCAUUCCUAUACUUUAUUGUUGUUUUCGU
Messenger RNA from Cylicocyclus nassatus, 3891 nucleotides. NCBI's taxonomy places the organism in Eukaryota, Metazoa, Nematoda, Chromadorea, Rhabditida, Strongylidae. The record is from the annotation of a GenBank genome assembly.